This is a messenger RNA of Fusarium sp. VM40, 2661 nucleotides long. Lineage: Eukaryota; Fungi; Ascomycota; Sordariomycetes; Hypocreales; Nectriaceae. The record is from the annotation of a GenBank genome assembly.
AUGACUACCCAGGCAGCCUUUUUCUGCGAAACGUGCAAUCUUCCCUUUCACCGCAAAGAGCAUUAUCAGCGACAUCUGCGCACUCAUACAAAAGAAAAGCCUUUCUCGUGCUCCGAAUGUGGACAGAGCUUCGGUAGGGUCGACUCACUUGCCCGUCAUCACACAGCCCUCCACCUUGGCACCGAGGGUCAAGACAGCCGCAGCCGUCAGAGUGAGCGCCGUCGCGUAUCUCAGGCUUGUAAACCAUGCGGUGCAUCCAAGGUGAGAUGCGACGGCGAGCGCCCGUGUCAACGGUGUCGACGACAGGAUAUUCACUGCUACUACGAGCCCCAUGCAAAACGAAAGAUGUCUGAGGCCGGCUCCGACAGGUCCAGCGCUAAACGAGACAGAGCCGACAGUACUGUUAGUGCCGACGUUGUUGAGACAAUCAAUGUCGAUACCAGCCUUGUCACCGAUAACUCGCCAAUUUCGCCUCCUGCAACCGUCCACGAUAAUGGCUCUAACGAGGUCGCUCACGCUGAUGUCUACAUCCCGCAUCAGGAUCCUUUCAAUGAGCCCUCCCAGACCGAAGAUCCGAACACCAACGUUCAGCCUCUCGAUCCCCUUCUGGAAGUGCACCAAGCUACAUCCGCCGAAGUGGUAGAACAAACUGGCAUUGCUUUUGGUGACAAUAGCAUGUUCAUGGACUUUGAUAUUACAAAUGCUUUACCCACCCCCUCCAUGAUCUUUGGAAAUCCGUUCGAAACCACAGACUGGCUCAAUUCCAGUAGCGACCAAUCUUUUUCGUCUCUCUUCCUGCAGAACGACCUAACCUUUGAUACCAUCAACGAAGCCUGGUUCGAUCAGGCCAGUUACAGGAUGCCCCAACUACAACAACAACAACCCGUCGCAUCACUACCUACACCGGCUUCUUCAAUGAUCGAUCAAUCAGCGGUCGCAGAGCUCUACAGUCGCAGCCACUCUCCAACCAUUGAUAGAGACGCUGUUGAGCCGAGAGAAUAUGUUCCCGUCUCGAUCGAGAUCGAUGCGCAACUCACGUUCCCUGAUUUGUCCCAUCUUGUCGCAGAGGAUGUUGAUGGGGAGAACCUGGCCCACGUGGAGGAGAUUCCCGACGACAUUUGCAGAAAAGUCACUCAGGCAGCUAUAGAGAUGCAGAACAGUAGCAACUAUCCUCGUUUUAGGCACUUGGCUAUUCCUCCAACGCCAGUGUUGAAUGCCUGGGUGCAGCUGUACUUUGAGUAUUUCCAUCCCGUGCUGCCCAUUUUGCACAAGUCGACAUUUUCUUCAUCCAAGAGACAUUGGUUGCUUGUUUUCACUGUCGCUGCUAUUGGAGCACAUUUCUCGAGUAUCAAGGAAGCUCAAGCGUGCUCCAGAGCAAUGCACGAGCUUAUUCGUCGACAGACCUCAACUAUGUGUGAACUACAGAACUCCAACGGCCGAGAGCUCUGGAUGUCUCAGACCAUUCUUCUCAACCAAAUAGGACUUCGAUACGGCGGUGAACGCAGGUCCUUGGAAAUUGCAGAGUUCCUACAGGCGUUACCUGUGACCCUCGGAAGGCGUAAGCGUCUUUUUACGAAUAUGUUUCCAAUGGACAAGUUUGCCCAGCUUCAGUUGCCGCGGACGCAGAAAUGGCAGAUCUGGCUGCUCGAUGAAGAGCGUCGAAGGAGCGGAUUUGCAAUUUGGCUGUUGGACUCGGUCUUUGAUGCGCAUUUUGACCUUCCGCGACUCAUGAGGCUUUCUGAGCUGCAAAUAUCGCUCCCUCAGCCCGAUGAUCGCUGGGGCGCUUCAACAGCGCAGUGCUGGGCGAAUUAUCCUGCUGUCGGAAAUUCGAGUGUUGGCGGGCUUCCCACCAUGGAGCGCGUGAUUGUAGACGAUAGCUGGCGAUUCGUCUGGUCGAAAACCAACACUCUGGGCAAGCAGGUCAUGCUUCAGCAUCUGUCCAAUAUCAUCAAGGACCAAAGCGCAAGCCAGCCUGGCACAAGCGGCUUUUCUUGUCACGAUAAGCUGAAGGCUUCAAAUGUCCUGACAGAAUUCCUUGCACUUAUUGAGAAUGACCAGGCAGAGCAGUCUCUCGACGAGGUCAAGGCGUCAACAACGCAUAAGAUUAUGGCUUUGACUGCUUUGAUGACCCAUCACACUCCCAUCCAGAAUCCCCUUCCUACGGUUGUGAGAUACAUAUACGGGAAGCUGGACGACUCACACCGGGAGCAGAUCCGAAACCGGUGGAGAAGUGCGCCAGGCCAGGGAAGGCUCGGAUGCUUCUACGCAGCGCGCAUUCUUCACCUUGUGCGGUCGAGUCGAUGCUCACACUUUGGUACGCCUGUGUCGUUGCUGCGGGCCGUGCUGGUUCUCUGGCUCUACUCGGCACUUGCAGAGCGCGUUCAAGACGGGUUUUUGUACUCCCCGACCGCCACGACUGUGGUACUGGGGCCAAAGGCCCUAGAUAACAUGGAGAAUAACGACUGGAUCGAAGGCGGGUGGAGCCGAGUCAAGCUGCCGGGGAUCGGUAACUUGUUGUGUGCAGAGGGCCGAGGCAAGCUGCUAGAUGAGGCAGUAGUGCUUAUGAAAUCGUUGAAAGCCUGGGGGAUCAGUACUACAUAUGUACAGAUCCUGCUUCGUCUCCGAGCGAGAGAGGCGACUUGUAUGGCUGAAGGUCAGUGA